Messenger RNA from Sinocyclocheilus rhinocerous, 1737 nucleotides. RefSeq names its product zinc-binding protein A33-like. The record is from RefSeq and is a predicted model, not a curated record. Lineage: Eukaryota; Metazoa; Chordata; Actinopteri; Cypriniformes; Cyprinidae. The transcript has 5 exons. Gene Ontology annotation, molecular function: zinc ion binding; protein binding. Bases 77 to 1639 code for a protein of 520 amino acids.
AAAAAGCCUCACAUGUUCCAUAUGUCUGGACGUGUUCACUGACCCUGUAACCACUUCCUGUGGGCACAACUUCUGUAUGGUCUGCAUCAGAAGCCAUAGAGACUGCAGUCCGUGCACAAGGUGCCCACUCUGUGGGAAGGCAUUCGACUCAAAACAAGAUUUUAACAUAAACAGAACCAUUAAAGAAUUUGCAGAAGGCAUCAAAAGGAAAAGAAUCCAGGAGAAGGCUGAAGUGUCAUGUGAUAGUUGCCCAAAGAAGAAAAUGCGGACUGCUAUUAAGUCAUGCUUACACUGUGGAACCUCUUUCUGCGAGUCUCACUUGGAGCCCCAUAAAACGGCAGAAAAACUCAUGAAACACAAACUAAUUAACCCUGUGAAGAAUCUUGAGGAAUACAUUUGCAAGAAUCAUGAAAGACCUCUGGAUCUUUACUGUAAAGAUGAUCAGACAGCUAUCUGUCAAUUCUGCAUCGAGAGUGACCACAGGAAUCAUAACACUGUUCCUCUGGAGACGGAGAGUUUGAAAUUGCUGAUGAAUAAAAAGAUUGCAGUGCAGCAGGAAAUUCAGGAGAAGUUGCGGAAGAGUAAAGAAAUUAAACAUUCUGCAAGGUUUAACAAACAAGCCAAAGAGAAGGAGAUUGAAGAGAACAUCAAGUUUUUUAAGGAUGUCUUUGACAGAAGCAAUGCGGCGCUACUUGAGCUCACAGAGGAAAAGCAUAAAGAAACUGAGAGACGAGGAAAAGAGCUCAUCAGAGAGCUAAAUGAAGAGAUCGUGGAGCUAAAGAGAAGACAAACUGAACUGGAGCAACUCUCACAUCCAAUGGAUUUUACACAAAUUAUUAGCCUCUUGCGCAACCCCAUAUAUACCAAAAGCUCAAAAAACAUCAGCAUCAGCGCUCUUGAACCUGGAGAUAUUCUGAGGAAGACCAUAUCACAUCUUCAGAGUGUGCUGGAUGAGAAAAUGAGAGAAACUGGUAAACGUUCACCAUGUAACCAAUCAUAUUUACACCAUCAUACACUCUUUAAUCAGACGGAAACACAUUUUUUCAUUCUUGUUGUAGUUGGCAGAGAGCUGCGGAGUAUACAACAUUAUGCAGUGGAUGUGACACUUGACCCUGACACAGCUCAUCCUGAACUCAUGCUGUCUGACGAUGGGAAAAAGGUCUGGAAUACAGUCAAGUCACAGAAGACUCCUGACACCCCAAAAAGGUUUAAUUAUUGCUCAUGUGUCUUAGGAAAGGAAGGGUUUUCCUCACAGAAAUUUUACUACGAGGUUCAAGUCAGUGGGAUGGAGUGGGAUUUAGGUGUGGCAAAAGAAUCCAUAGACAGAAAAGGGGAUAUUGGGCUUAACCCUGAGAAUGGAUAUUGGACUAUAUGGCUGAGGAACAGGGAUGAGUAUGCAGCGAAUGAUCGCACCCCUGUCCCUCUCACCUUGAAAGAGAAGCCAGUGAAAGUGGGAGUAUUUGUGGAUUUUGAGGGGGGUUUGAUCUCGUUUUAUGAUGUUGAAGCCAGGUAUCAUAUCUAUUCUUUCACUGGGCAGUCUUUUCCUGAAAAUCUCUAUCCAUAUUUCAGUCCUGGAGAAUGUAAGAAAGGGCAGAACUCACAUCCUCUGAUCAUUACACCUGUUGACUCAGUCGAAUAAAUCAACUUUUAAAGGAACUAUUACUGUAAAAUGAAUUGGUAUACAAAAGUCUUUGUAUAGUCUUAACCCUCUCAAAGCUAUAUGAUGUUAAUUGCAAA